Molecule: messenger RNA, 3880 nt
Organism: Drosophila busckii
Lineage: Eukaryota; Metazoa; Arthropoda; Insecta; Diptera; Drosophilidae
Gene: swm
Product: zinc finger protein swm
Exons: 6
Coding region: 340-3582 (1080 amino acids)
Biological process (GO): mRNA processing
Cellular component (GO): nucleus
Molecular function (GO): metal ion binding; RNA binding
Source: RefSeq, a predicted model, not a curated record
AGUGAAAAAUACAAAAAUAACUAUUUAAAAGUGUAGUUUAUUGUAAAAAACUAUUGCAUAAGUAAAAUUUAGUGCCUAAGCAUUUUAGCAAAUAUUGUAAAUAAAUUCAAUUGAAAGAAUAAGCCGCUCACACCCCCUGUGGUGGGUAGACAGAGACAGCAAGAGACAGAAGCAAGUAAGCAACGAAGCGAGUGAACAGCGGAGCAGGCGGCAGAGGUCAUAUUAAAAAUAAGUAUUUUUGUGGCCCCCUACAACAACAAGAAAAAGAAGAAAAGAAGAAGCAGAUUAGCACGCAGACCAACGGAAUUAGUGCAACAAAAUUUGUGGCCCAGCAAGAAAAUGAUAUUGGAGAACUCGGAUAAGCUGAAGGAUUGGCUGAGCGUAGUGCUCGAGCCACUCUGCGAUGCAGACUCUUCGGCGUUGGCACGCUACGUCAUUGCGUUGUUAAAAAAAGACAAAUCGGAUAAGGAUCUCAAGCGCAUCAUGAUCGAGCAGUUGGAUGUGUUUCUAUCAGAUGAGACGACACGCUUUGUGGAGCGUUUAUUCGAAGCCAUUGCCAGUGAGGAAUAUCUAACGAUGCCAGCGCCUUUGCCAUCGUCUGCUUCAGUUAUGCCUGAAUUGGAGCUGGAGCAUGAUUUGGAUGGUGUAGCCGAGCUUGAGGCUGCGCUACUAUCCGCUUCCUCACCACCACCUCCACCACCCCCGCCAAAAGAUAUUGUGAUAAAGCUCGAUGGUGAUCAGCAGCAACAGAGCAGCAGCAGCGAUGCGUUAGCACAAUCCUCAUCCAUACAGGCCGUUGACGGCAGCAUUAGUACCUCCAAUGCCACGGAUCCCAACCAGACUGGGAUACAUGGCAACAAGACAGCCUUCGAUCACAAAACCAAAGACUCUCACAGCAGCAGCAGCGCUGGCGUCAAUAGCAAUCAGUCGCAGUUAACACAUCAUCAUCAUCAUCAGCCACAGCAUCACGGGAGUGUCGCUGUUGGGUUUGUGCGUAGCGUAAGUCCACGCAGCGGGGCAGUUGUUGUGCCACCCAAUGGUGGCGCUUAUGCUGCCGACAAGGAGAAUCAGCCACGCGACAGUCGUCGUCGACGAGCCUCGCUGCGUUCACGUUCACGCUCACGUUCCCGAUCCAAUGAGCGUUCGUUUAGACGUUCGCGCUCGCGUGAUCGUCGAAACAAUGAGCGCGAGAAGAGUCAGCGGCAGUUCCGCAACAAAUCGCCGCCAGGUGGACAUCGACGCAAUAACAACAAUGGUAGUUUUGAUAGGCGUCGCAUAGGCAAUGGCAACAACAGCAAUAACAACAACAACAGCAGCAGCAACAAUAACAGCAACAAUAGGCAACGCAGUCGGUCCAAAUCGCCAGACACACGCAACACGCGACGUGGGAUCAACAACAGCAACAACAACAACAAUGUGGAGUCAGCAAGCAGUUCCGCAGCAGCAGCAGCUGCAUCGGGUGCCGCGCCUGUGUCUGUAGCUGCUCCAGUUCAUCCAGUGGCAGCCAUGGCGCGUCAGCGUUGCCGAGACUUUGAUGAGAAAGGCUACUGCGUGCGCGGAGAGACCUGUCCCUGGGAUCAUGGCAUUAAUCCCGUGGUUUUCGAAGGCAUUAACAAUUCCACGCUGAUGAUGUCCAUGCGCGAGUAUAAUCCUGAUGCACCUGAGAUUUGGUCACGUGGCGCUGGCGCCGGAGUGCCUGCAGUGGCAGGCGCUGCUCAAGCGCAGCAGCCAGCAGGAACGCAGCCGCAGCCAGGACAGCAGGGCAGCAUUAACCCCUUUAGCGGCAAUGUACGCGCCUGUGCGCCUGUUGGUGUGCCACAUGCCUCAGACUAUGCGCCGCCAGUGCCGGCACCACCACCCAACAUGAUGCAGUUCCCCUUUAAUCCGACGGCAGUUACCACUCCGCUGCAGCGUCAGCUUAUACCCAUACCAGUGAUGGACGGUGGUGCAGCGGGCGAGAUGGGAAAGCGUCGCUUUGAGCUGGAGGACAGCGUGGCCAUUGCCGAUGUGCCCAGUAAGAUGCGCAAGUUACCAAUCAAUAGUCGCCUGGGACCGCGUGUUAAUCCCAAUAUGCAGCAGCACAAUAGCUCGCUGGAGCUGCGCAAGGUGCCGCGUGGCCUCAACACCAUAGCGCAUCUGAACAAUCAUUUUGCCAAGUUCGGCAAAAUAGUCAAUAUACAAGUGUCAUAUGAGGGUGAUCCCGAGGCGGCGAUUGUUACAUUCUCCACGCACGCCGAGGCUAAUGUGGCCUAUCGCAGCACCGAGGCGGUGCUAAACAACCGCUUCAUCAAAGUGUUCUGGCACAACGACAACAACAGCAGUGGAGCAGGAGCUGGUAACAUCGGCGGAAACAGCGAUGUGGGCAACUCCUUGAACCGCAAGAGUCAAUAUCAUUUGCAUAAUGUUCCUGCAGUACCCACGCCGAAUGCGGACAGCGCCAAGAUUAGCAACAGCCAGGCCACGCCUCUGGGCGAAGCAGGCAGCGCCAACAAUGCCUACACAACUCCAGCGGGCGAGCUGGCUAGCACGGCGGCGCCUGCAUCCAUGCGACUCAAGCUGAACACGAAUGCUGCCACAAACGGGCCCCGACCCAAUGCGGCGCCUAUGGCCAAUGCGGCCAGCUUGCGUAAGAAACAGGAGGAACAGCAAAAGGCCAUGCAUCAGCUUGCAAAUGGUCUGCGCAAACGCAAGCAAGAGCUGCUCCAGAGCUAUGUGAAGCAAAUGAAAACUGCACUAGAGCUGGUGGAGCGUAUGGAUCAGCAGGAUGUGCAGCGUGCACCCACACUGGAGACCAUCAAAGUACUUCAGGCGACCAUUGACAAGCUGCGUAAGGAUGUGCAUGCCGAUCAGGAUCUGGUGCAGGCGCAAAUACAGCAACAACAACAACAGCAGCAGCAACAGCAACAAGCAAUGCCUGUAAAAAAGUCCAAAGAGCAGCAGAAAAAGGAAUUGCUCGACAUGGAGCUGGAGCUCAUUGCGCAGCAGCAAGAGGGAAACGACACUACAGCCAUACAAAAGCGUCUGGAGGAACUUCAACGCACGCUUGCUAACUCAAACGCUGCUGGCGGCAAUGGUGCCUUAGCUGGCGGCAAGCUACCAGGCGGGGCUGCACGCAAACGUGCGAACUUUCCCGAGGGCUCAACACGCGUCGAUCGUCGUCCCAAAGCAAUUGUUGUCACCGGCUUUGCGGCAGAGGAGGCGGACUUUGUACUGGGCCACUUUAAGCAUUUCGGUGAGAUAUCGAAACAUGAUGUGGACCGUGAAAUUCCGCAAUUGAUACUCUCUUAUGCGACGCGUUUGAACGCCGAGCAAGCCGUGCUACGUGGCAAGAUGUACAAAGACAAACGCCUGCAGAUAUCAUGGGCACCUGUAAUAACACCAUUGCCAGCAGUGCCUAUGGGCGCUCCGGCUGAACGUUCGCCUGUGGUGGUUACAGCCGGCGACAAGACAGACAAUCCCAAGCAGCUGCUGCAGUCGGUUAGUGAAAGCGAGUCACUGUUGGGUAGCGAUACACUGCCGGAGCUACGCCUGGAGGAUGAAGAGGAGGAUGAGGAGUCUGAGGAUCGUUCCUGGCGUCGUUGAUGUUUAGCCAACCAGCGCUCCUUCUAGGCAAACUCACUCUGGCUAAUAUACUUGCUAGGAACGAAACGCAUUCUUCUGUAUUUUCUAUUGUUGUUAUUAUAUAUAUCUUAAAGUGCAACGGAUACAUUGAUUAGUGUAUGCCACAGCAUUAGUUAACAUCGUUAAUUGUGUAUACACAAUCAAACAAACCCAAAACAAACUAAAAUGAGGAAAAAUAUGUACAAUAUUUUUAAAAAUGUAAAGGAAACACAAAUACACUGAACAUUUGCAACUGUUGGUAGCUCCUCGUCUAAUACUA